CCGCGGCCCCGCCCCCGCGCGGGCACCUCCCCCUUCCCCGGCCGGGGCGGCUGGAGAGCCGGGAGUUGCUGGGUGCGUGGGGCUGCCUCGCCGCGCCUCGCCACGGGCUCUCCCAGCAGACAGCCUUGGCACACAGGCACAAGGGCUGGAGCCCAGAGAUGAGAGUGCCCAAGGGAGAUGUGGGCCUGGCGGGCUGCCCGCUAACCUGUCGCUGAAGCCCCAGAAGCGGGCCCUCAGGCCAGGCCUACCCCGCCUCCGGCCCAGCAUGCGCCUGUCGGUUCGGAGGGUGCUGCUGGCAGCCGGCUGCGCCCUGGUCCUGGUGCUGGCGGUUCAGCUGGGGCAGCAGGUGCUAGAGUGCCGGGCGGUGCUGGCGGGCCUGCGGAGCCCCCGGGGGGCCAUGCGGCCGGAGCAGGAGGAACUGGUGAUGGUGGGCACCAACCACGUGGAAUACCGCUACAGCAAGACCAUGCCGCUCAUCUUCGUGGGUGGCGUGCCUCGCAGUGGCACCACGUUGAUGCGCGCCAUGCUGGACGCCCACCCCGAGGUGCGCUGCGGCGAGGAGACCCGCAUCAUCCCGCGCGUGCUGGCCAUGCGCCAGGCCUGGUCCAAGUCUGGCCGUGAGAAGCUGCGGCUGGACGAGGCGGGGGUGACGGAUGAGGUACUGGACGCCGCCAUGCAGGCCUUCAUCCUGGAGGUGAUUGCCAAGCACGGAGAGCCGGCCCGCGUGCUCUGCAACAAGGACCCAUUUACGCUCAAGUCCUCGGUCUACCUGUCGCGCCUGUUCCCCAACUCCAAGUUCCUGCUGAUGGUGCGGGACGGCCGGGCCUCCGUGCACUCUAUGAUCACGCGCAAAGUCACCAUCGCGGGCUUUGACCUCAGCAGCUACCGUGACUGCCUCACCAAGUGGAACAAGGCCAUCGAGGUGAUGUAUGCCCAGUGCAUGGAGGUGGGCAAGGAGAAGUGCCUGCCUGUGUACUACGAGCAGCUGGUGCUGCACCCCAGGCGCUCACUCAAGCUCAUCCUCGACUUCCUCGGCAUCGCCUGGAGCGAUGCUGUCCUCCACCAUGAAGACCUCAUUGGCAAGCCCGGUGGUGUCUCCCUGUCCAAGAUCGAGCGGUCCACGGACCAGGUCAUCAAGCCUGUUAACCUGGAAGCACUCUCCAAGUGGACUGGCCACAUCCCUGGGGACGUGGUGCGGGACAUGGCCCAGAUCGCCCCCAUGCUGGCUCAGCUCGGCUAUGACCCUUAUGCAAACCCCCCCAACUAUGGCAACCCUGACCCCUUCGUCAUCAACAACACACAGCGGGUCUUGAAAGGGGACUAUAAAACACCAGCCAAUCUGAAAGGAUAUUUUCAGGUGAACCAGAACAGCACCUCUUCCCACUUAGGAAGCUCGUGAUUUCCAGAUCUCCGCAAAUGACUUCGUUGCCAAGAAGAGAAGAAACUGCAUUUAAGUGGAAAUCGGACCUCUAAUCCAAGCAUAUUGCUUGCUUUUAAUCGCCAAAACAGGACUGCUGAUGAGGAAUGUAUUUGCAUAUGUUUGCAAAAGCUGAAUCAUUGAAAACGUACCUCGAAACUCUCUAUCUCUGGACACUCCAGGGUAGAGAACGAAGGGUGUAGAAGUAGUCCGGCUUUUGAAACUUAGGUAUUUUAUAUUUUUUCCCUCAAGAACUUUUUUUUAAGAGACAGAUUUGCCAUCCUCCUUAAUUUGCAGGACUGCCUUGGUGGCUUUGUUUGCUGGGACAAGGCCCACAACCUGUGCCUCUCCUAUUGACCCUUACUUUGAAUUCAAAGAAUCUAUUUAAGAAUUUAAUAUAUGAGGUUUUCUUUGAUUCCCCCUCAGUUCUACCUAGUUUCACAGAGAAAAAAAAUACUCUUUGAAUAAAGUGAACAGAGGCUCA
Molecule: messenger RNA, 1901 nt
Organism: Pongo pygmaeus (Bornean orangutan)
Lineage: Eukaryota; Metazoa; Chordata; Mammalia; Primates; Hominidae
Gene: TPST2
Product: tyrosylprotein sulfotransferase 2
Exons: 7
Coding region: 266-1399 (377 amino acids)
Biological process (GO): peptidyl-tyrosine sulfation
Cellular component (GO): Golgi apparatus
Molecular function (GO): protein-tyrosine sulfotransferase activity
Source: RefSeq, a predicted model, not a curated record